AUGAACUGCAAGAUGGAACACUCUGAUGGGACUCCGCGGAUUGAACGAUUUCCACCCGAAGUCACGUUGCAUAAUCACAAGGUGGUCCUAAAAUGGCAUGCAAACGGCCAACUCGCUGUUAUUGAGAUGACAUGCGGAGGACUAGAUUUUUGUGCGAACAUUGAUUCGCUCUUAUACGCGCCUGUAGUUAUUGGAAAACCAAUAUGCAUUCUGUUAGCAGGAGCAGUAUCACUAGUCUGGUGUCCAGUAUGCGCUGUUACUCAACACUUCCUAAAACUACUGCAAAAAUCCCGAAUAAGAUGUAGAUCUUCUCUGAAAGCUCGUUUGACAGCAGCACUUGCGAUAGUAGCAUCACUAUGCUGUAUGGCAGGACCGGCAUUCUCAUGCCAACAAGUCAAUGUACUGGAGCACCAUGCCGCAGUUUGCACCAACAAAGAUGGCAAAGAACUCUGCUCAGUUAGGCUAACCGAAGUUUUGAACUUCAACACCUUCACCCGACGCGCUCGCUUGUGCCUGGUCAGAUACUCUACUCUAGGUCAUACUUACGCUGUGAAGAAGAAACUGAAUACUGCGCAUGUUCUACGGCUAUGCACGUUUAUGACAGUAAAGUUGUCCGUGAAAAAUGCGCCAGUAUCAAGCAGUGAUCUGAUUCCAGAGCUCGGAAGCGGCAACUCUUAUCCAGGACGUACUGACGGUUUCGAGUUCUGUGGGGGAUGGGACUGCGAUUGCGCCUCCUUCACUUCCGGUUGCCUCUUCUUGCGUCUUUUUGCCAAGCCCAAUGACCCGACCGUCUACAGAAUAUUUCGUUGUCUGCGUUGGACGGAAGAGGUCAAACUAGAGAUCAUAGUCGAGGACCUUCAUUCGAAAGAACUACGGUAUUGGCAUGGCGCCCAGCUCGUCCCAAAUGUUCCACUGAACAGCGGCUUUAUCACAGAGGGAUACGACACUGCGAUCUGGUUCAAUACGAUAACACCAAAUCUCUUCUGCGAAAGCCGAAGAGCAGCCGAGACACUAAACUGCAGGUUUUCAGGAAAUUGUAAGGCUGAGUCGAAAGUGCGAUGUGAAUGCCCUUUGUAUGAUGUGGCUGAGAAAUUCAACCACAUUCCGCGAAAACUACCUGUAAGAGCACCACAAUGGGAACUGGGGAAAAGACACAACUCGCCCAUCGUGGCCAAAACCCCUCAUUUAGUUUCUUCCGAAUUUCUUCUCAGCUUUCAUGAGACUUUUGACACAACCUUCGUGGACACCUUAGUUGCGCCGUCGAGAACACCACAUUAA
This is a messenger RNA of Cooperia oncophora, 1278 nucleotides long. The record is from the annotation of a GenBank genome assembly. Lineage: Eukaryota; Metazoa; Nematoda; Chromadorea; Rhabditida; Trichostrongylidae.